Molecule: messenger RNA, 1892 nt
Organism: Metschnikowia bicuspidata var. bicuspidata NRRL YB-4993
Lineage: Eukaryota; Fungi; Ascomycota; Pichiomycetes; Serinales; Metschnikowiaceae
Gene: ADE4
Product: amidophosphoribosyltransferase
Exons: 1
Coding region: 265-1878 (537 amino acids)
Biological process (GO): purine nucleobase biosynthetic process; purine nucleotide biosynthetic process
Cellular component (GO): cytoplasm
Molecular function (GO): amidophosphoribosyltransferase activity
Source: RefSeq, a predicted model, not a curated record
UGUACAACGAAAAAAAAAAAGGCAUCACUUCAAGAACCCUCCUCUUCACCAAAACACACCCCGAAACCCGCCCGCACGGCCAGUUUCCCGUUUCGUUUUCAACAAACACGCUUUUUCUUUUGACGCCGUCAAAAAAAUAAAAGAAACCCGGCACCGCUCCUUCAAGCCAGCCGCCUUCCUAUCGAUUACCCGCCCAAGUCUGCGCAUCGCCAGACACCCGCAACACAAAACCCCCUGAACCGCCCUGAAAAACACAAAACCACCAUGUGCGGAAUCCUUGGAGUCGUGCUAGCUGACCAGAAAAAAAACGUGGCGGCAGAGCUUUUUGAAGGCGCCAUGUUUUUGCAGCACAGGGGCCAGGACGCCGCCGGCAUUGUCACAUGCGGGGCCCGCGGCCGUUUCUACCAGUGCAAGGGCAACGGCAUGGCACGUGACGUGUUCACCCAGGCGCGCAUGUUGAACUUGGUCGGCAACAUGGGCAUCACCCAUUUGCGCUACCCCACCGCCGGGCUGAGCGCCGGCAGCGAGGCGCAGCCGUUCUACGUCAACUCGCCCUACGGCAUUGCCAUGAGCCACAACGGAAACUUGGUCAACUCGGCCGACUUGCGCCGCUACUUGGACGAGGCCGUGCACCGCCACAUCAACACGGACUCGGACUCCGAGCUCUUGCUCAACAUCUUCGCCUGCGAGUUGGACAAGUUCAACAAGUCGCGUGUCAACAACAGCGAUGUGUUCAGCACGUUGGAGCAGACCAUGGAGCAGGUGCGUGGCGCCUACGCGGUGGUGGCCAUGAUUGCGGGCUACGGCUUGAUCGGCUUCCGCGACCCCAACGGCGUACGGCCCUUGUUGUUUGGCGAGCGCGUCAACGACGACGGCCUGAGCGACUACAUGCUCGCGUCCGAGUCCGUGGUCUUGAAGGCCCACGGCUUCCAAAGCUUCCGCGACUUGAGCCCGGGCGAGGCCGUCAUCAUCCGCAAGGACUCCGCCGGCGAUGCCACCCAGAAACCGGAGUUUAGGCAAGUGGUCGAGCCCAAGACAUUCGCGCCGGACAUCUUCGAGUACGUAUACUUUGCGCGUCCCGACUCGGUCUUGGAUGGCGUCUCCGUGUACCGCUCGCGUAUCGAGAUGGGCAACCGCCUCGCAGCCAAGAUCAGACGCGGCUUCCCCAACCACGACGUCUUGGGCGAGAUCGACGUUGUGAUCCCCGUGCCUGACACCUCCCGUACCUCUGCCUUGCAGUGCUCGGUGUCCUUGAAUGUGCCUUACAGAGAGGGCUUCGUCAAAAACAGAUACAUUGGCCGUACAUUCAUCAUGCCAAACCAGCAGGAGCGCCGCUCCAGCGUGAGACGGAAGUUGAACGCCAUGGAGUCGGAGUUCAAGGGCCGCAACGUGUUGCUUGUCGACGACUCCAUUGUUCGUGGUACCACAUCCAAGGAGAUUGUUGCUAUGGCCCGCGAGGCAGGUGCCAAGAAGGUGUUUAUUGCCUCGUGUGCACCUCCCAUCAGAUACAACCACAUCUACGGCAUUGAUUUGGCCGACACAAAGGCUCUUGUUGGCUACAACCGUACGGAGAAGGAGAUUGCCAACGCCAUUGGUGCCGACGAGGUCUUCUUCCAGGACUUGCAGGACUUGAUCGAUUGCUGCACGAGCGAGAAAACCCUGACCUUCGAGGUCGGUGUCUUCACUGGUAAAUAUGUCACCGGUGUCGAGGACAACUACCUCCAGGAGUUGGAACAGAUCAGGGCGCAGAACCAGAGAAUUAGGGAGUUCAGCAACCGGGGGAUGGCCGUUGAUGCGUGUAUCGACGCUUCCGACAUGGUCGAUGUCAAGGCUGAAAGUGACAUUUCCAUCUACAAUACAGGCGACUACGCCCCAUAGACUUAAUAGCACAC